Molecule: messenger RNA, 5051 nt
Organism: Seriola dumerili (greater amberjack)
Lineage: Eukaryota; Metazoa; Chordata; Actinopteri; Carangiformes; Carangidae
Product: circadian locomoter output cycles protein kaput-like
Exons: 24
Coding region: 516-3227 (903 amino acids)
Biological process (GO): circadian regulation of gene expression; regulation of transcription by RNA polymerase II
Cellular component (GO): nucleus; CLOCK-BMAL transcription complex; cytoplasm
Molecular function (GO): E-box binding; DNA-binding transcription factor activity, RNA polymerase II-specific; protein dimerization activity
Source: RefSeq, a predicted model, not a curated record
CCUCUCCGUUUUGCUGCUACUGUACUUGCAAAAUAGUGCGCCCUACUGUCUCUAUUGCGCAUGACUGUACGUCGUAAUAUGAAGUAGGCCUCCUGUUUUUCUCCCCAACCCGGAGUCCUCCUGGCCCCCACCACCUCGAUGCAACGUUCAAGUAAGCAAAACACGCAGGCUGCUGUCGAUUAUUUGCGAAGGUGAGGUGUGGCUUACACGUGACGUGAUUUGUCAGUGCCUGGAAGGAUAGGAUCUAAAACUAUUACUUUGCCUUCAAGGAGACAUUCCAGAAAGUUUGGUCAACCACCAUGUCUUUCCUGCGGUCUGGUGCCCUCUCGUGACCCCAAUGACCUCGACACCAGUUUUGACCGUAGAGUCAGCUUUGACCCCAAACCCUUUCUACGACCCCUGAGAAGAGACGUUAACUGACCGCGCACAUAAGCUGCAGUGGGGUGGUCUUCCAAAUGCCUACCUCACGCCUAAAGAGCAAUUCACUCCAGCCACAGCCCUGAUCAGCAGCCACCAUGACAUCAAGCAUAGGGGAUGAUUGUAGCAUCUUUGAUGGGUUGAUGGAAGAAGAUGAAAAGGACAAAGCAAAACGCGUGUCCCGUAACAAGUCCGAGAAGAAACGGAGAGACCAGUUCAAUGUCCUCAUCAAGGAACUCGGCACGAUGUUGCCUGGCAACACCAGGAAGAUGGACAAAUCCACCAUCCUGCAGAAAAGCAUUGACUUCCUGUGUAAACACAAAGAGAUCGCCGCUCAGUCGGAGUCGAGUGAGAUCAGGCAGGACUGGAAGCCUCCAUUUCUUAGCAAUGAAGAGUUCACCCAGCUCAUGCUGGAGGCUCUGGACGGGUUCUUUAUAGCAAUAAUGACGGAUGGCAACAUCCUCUACGUCUCUGAGAGUGUCACCUCACUACUAGAACACCUACCGGCGGACUUGGUGGACCAGAACCUGUUAAACUUCCUGCCAGUUGGGGAACACUCCGAUGUGUACAAGGCUCUGUCCACGCACCCUACCGACCCCGAGAACCUUAGCUCUGAUUACCUGAAGACUAAGAAUCACAUGGAGUUCUGCUGCCAUAUGCUACGAGGGGCCAUUGACCCCAAAGAACCCCCCGUCUAUGAAUAUGUGAAGUUCAUCGGCAACUUCAAGUCACUCAACAACGUUCCCAACGUGACGAGGAAUGGUCUGGCAGGGGUGUUACAGCGGUCGCUACAACCUGCAUUUGACGACCAGGUGUGCUUCGUAGCCACAGUCCGACUGGCCAAACCUCAGUUUAUUAAGGAAAUGUGUACAGUGGAGGAGCCCAAUGAAGAAUUCACCUCCAGGCACAGUUUAGAAUGGAAGUUCCUCUUUUUAGACCACAGAGCUCCACCAAUCAUAGGCUACCUGCCUUUUGAGGUCCUGGGAACAUCGGGGUACGACUAUUACCAUGUGGACGACCUGGAGACACUAGCCAGGUGUCACGAACACUUGAUGCAAUACGGUAAAGGGAAGUCUUGCUACUACCGUUUCCUGACUAAAGGUCAACAGUGGAUCUGGCUGCAGACGCAUUACUACAUCACCUAUCACCAGUGGAACUCUAGGCCUGAGUUUAUUGUCUGCACACACACAGUAGUCAGCUAUGCAGAGGUGAGGGCAGAACAGCGUAGAGAACUGGGUAUUGAAGAGUCUAACCCAGAGGUGGCUGUGGAUAAGAGUCAGGACUCCGGCUCAGAGUCACAGCUGAACACAUCCAGCCUCAAGGAGGCUCUGGAGCGAUUUGACCACAGCCGAACACCCUCAACCUCCUCACGGAGUUCCCGGAAGUCCUCAUCACAUGUCUCUGACAACACUUGCACUUCAACAGCAUCCAAGCUACACAUGGACACGGCCACGCCUCCUCGGCAGUCACUAGCCUCCACCAUGGAGAUGACAUCACAGCGCCGCUCAUCCAUCAGCAGCCAGUCUAUGAGCUCUCAGACCACAGGCCAGAGUGUGACUCCAGGCAUGAUCACACAACAACAACAACAACAACAACAACAACAGCAACAACAGCAACAACAACAACAGCAACAACAGCAGCAGCAGCAACAACCACAGCUACAGACAAACGUACAGCCGGUGAUGGAGUUCUCGGCACAGGUGAAUGCCAUGCAACACCUAAAGGAGCAGCUGGAGCAGAGGACCAGAAUGAUCCAGGCCAACAUCCAGAGGCAGCAGGAGGAACUCAGACACAUCCAAGAGCAGCUGCAGAGAGUCCAGGGACAGGGCAUACAGAUGUUGCUGCAGCAGCAGGGUGGAGCGAUGAACGUACAGCUCCCUCAGGUGGGGUCAGUCCAGCAAACGACUACUUUGACCAGUCAGGUCCAGCAAACGACCAUUAACCCCGUCCAUUCAGGAACUCAGCAGCUCACCAUCCAGCAGCAGGCACCCCCCCCUCAGCAGGCCCUACAGCAGCAGACCAACGCCCUCACACAGCCCCAGCGUCAAUCCCAGCAACCUGCCCAGGCUCAGCCCCAGACCCAGGGCUCUGUAUCUACUCCACUGUACAACACCAUGAUGAUUUCCCAGCCAGGGCAGCCCAAUGUGCUGCAGAUCAGCACCAGCCUGCCACAGAACAACACACCGCAAGGCACAACCGUGGCCACCUUCACACAGGACCGACAAAUCCGUUUCCCAGCAGGGCAGCAGCUGGUGACCAAGCUGGUGACAGCUCCAAUGGCAUGUGGCGCAGUCAUGGUGCCCACCUCCAUGUUCAUGGGACAGGUGGUCACCGCAUACAACCCCUUUGGUGGGCAACAGCAGGGAGGGCAGACCCAAACCUUGACUCUGCAACCAGCCCAACCACCUCAAGCGCAGCCAGAUGGCCAAAACCAGACAGCUGUAGUGGCUCAGAGCGGCCAGCAGGGGCAGCAACAACAACAGCAAUUUCUACAGGGCACUCGUCUUCUUCAUAGUAACCAGUCUACUCAGCUGAUUCUGCAGGCAGCUUUCCCACUCCAACAACAGGGCACAUUCACCCAGGCAACACACCAACAGCAAACACAGCAACAACAACAACAGCAGCAGCAGCAGCAGCAGCAGCAGCAGCAGCAGCAGCAGCAGCAAAGGCAACAGCAGCAGCAACAACAACAGCAGCAGCAGCAAUCUCACCACCAGAGGCACCAGCAGCAGCUGAAACCACAGCCCCAGAAACAACAGAAAGCCCCAACAUCGCACAGGACUGACAGUGUCAGCAGCCAACCACAGUAAAGUAUGGAGGAAAACAUGUUAUGCUAGAAAACCUGGGGGAACUGAAACUCGUAAGGAAUUGUGGCAUACAUUUGUUUUGGUUGUGUGGCUGCCACAAACUUCCUUUCCCCCAAAAUGCCCUCCUUUCCUCCAGCUGAAAGAAAUUAAUCAUAGGAAAGAGGAAAGAGUCCACAAGGAACUCACUGAGGAUUGUCACCAUGGCAACAGGAUGGAUUAAAAUCCCCUUUUCCCUCACCAGAGGCGGAGUUGUGAGGGAUCUCCAGUCUCCGUGGAAAGCCCACAAAAAUCCAGAGAACACCUUAUCGCCACGGUAACGACUGACUCUUUUUGAAGGUGUGUCAAAGUGGACUGACCGUGUACAGAUUUACUGUAUGAUAAAAAAACAAACUUGUAAAUAUCCAGUAUAGCCUAACAGGAAACAGAAAUGUAGUAUUUUAUAUGAUUGCAUGGAAAAAAUAACUGUGUAAGCUUUUAUUAGCCGCUUUUGAAAAAUGAAUUUUUACUUUGUUCAAGUGUUUUCUGGUCAAAGAUGGAGCGGUGACGUGCUCUCUAAGACCCCCCUCUCCCUCCCCCACUUGUCUCUUUUAGAAAAAAAGUCCAGAAUGAGUCUUUAAAGUUCUGUCAGUUUGUUUAAAAAAUGGUUGGGCUUGGGUUUUUUUUUUUUGUGGAAGUUGUGUUUUUAAACACUGUGUCUCUGAGACAAUAACGCUCUUUUUAACUUUGUAAUCACAAAUUAUGUUUGGCAAGAAACUAGAUUACAGUUGAACUGAAUUAUUUGCAGGAUGAUCACUGUACGUAUAACGGGUUUAGUGAUUCCAAGUGCCAAUAACAUAGUCAAUUUUUUUUUGAGCAAACUAUUCAAAGGCGUAUAUAUUUUUCAACAAAAUAUUACCCCUAAUAAAGUUCAUGCGUGUGUAUAUAGUAGGGAUUAUUUUUUAACAGUCAGAGAGCCCUAUACGUAACAAACAGUAUAUCCUCAACCUCCUGAAACUUUAGCACUUGAUGUGGUUGUGUACAGUAAAUCACUGUCGAGACCUAGUUGUUUGUAAUCUGUGGUGUGAUUCUGUGAGUUAAUGUGUGUUUUUGGGGAUACAAUCUUUGUGUGUGCGCAUGAGUGGGCAUGAGAGUCUCUGUGAUUGUGUAUGUUUGUCGCCCCUUGUGUCUUACAAUAAUUGACUUAGUAAGGGUUUGAAGUUGCUGGAUGGUACUUGUAUUCUCAGGAAUGUGGAAAGUUUUGCUUCUGCCUCAGUCUGGAACCAGACCAUGAAGGAUUAGACAGUGAUGCUGCAAAGACCAGAGGAAGAAUAGUCAUAAAGGGUGUGGUGACUGAAUCAAAUCUGACCCAGAUUUCUAAGAGCCUUCCUCAUUUCCUUAUCAAAGGAAAAAACAGAGGUUGACUACUCCAUAGGAAUAAAGAUGUAGAUGGAGGAGGGUGUUGUUGAGAUAAAGUAGUGCAGAAAUAUAUAGAAUCCCCUCUCAGCUUUCACUCAGAUAGAAAUCUACUGACUUCAUUGUAACAUCAAAUCCGUCUCAUGGUCUUCUGUAUCAUCAGUGUUUCAUCCUUGUUUCUCUUCCUAGGCCUCAGAAACCCUCAUGCAGUUCAGUUCACUUGUCUCUCAGUUCUAAAACAGCAGUUAAAACCAGGACUGGGCCUAGGUCCAUUUUAAAUUUUGAUGGAAAUGGGCUCAGCUCCUGUACUACAGUUGUAAGCCAUAUCGAACAGAAAAGCCUUGGAUUGGAGGAAGUUUAAUGGUUGGCAAAGGAGCAUUUUGAAUGUGUUGUUUUGUCUCUGAGUGUAGUAAAGAGUGUUUGUGUGUGUGUGUG